Diatraea saccharalis (sugarcane borer) is the source of this 3001-nucleotide messenger RNA. The record is from the annotation of a GenBank genome assembly. Lineage: Eukaryota; Metazoa; Arthropoda; Insecta; Lepidoptera; Crambidae.
AGUAUCAAUCGAAACAUCGUUGUGGUUGGUCGUGUUGUAUUUUGCGGUUAUAACCAACACUUAUUACGACAAACGAUCACAUUCCCCGCCUAAAUUUACCAAAAACUAACUUGUGUCAGUGAAGUUUACAGUGUUUAGUGCGAUAAUACAGUGAUAAAAGUCGUUCUGUGUGUAUUCAAUUGGGUUUAAAGAGGUUUUGUUACAAAAUCUCUUGUAAAACUCGUAUUAACGGAACUUUAGUCGUGUCGGAUUUGCCGUCGAUUCUAUCGGGUUAUUCGGAGGUCGCAAUGGUGUUGUGACCUGCAGUGAUGAUGAGACUCGAGGAGAAACAACACCGCUACCACAACCUGCUCCACGACGACCAUGCUAACGAAAUGUUAGAAGGUGAGGGGGCAGGGCUAGCGGCGCGCGUGGCCGACCUUGAAGUGAGGUGUGCGCGCCAGGCCGAGGAGCUGCUGUGUCUGCGGUCCACGCUGGCUGACGCGCUGCGACGACUGAACGCGCUCGAGGGACGGCCAGCUGCCACCACUGGACCGAGGAAUGGAACUUACACAGGGUCAGGAGGCACUCCAACUAGAGAGCUGCGCCUAAGACAGCCCACGUACAGGGAGACGGCAAAACGGACUUCCAGCUACGGCUCCACAGCAUCAUCAUUACCACAGAGACGCGGUCCUCAGCACCAGUCGACGGGCUCACUGCAGUCGGACUCCCCCGCGUCCUCCUCCUCCCUCUCCCCCGCGCCCUCUCCCUCCCCGCGCGCCACCCCCGCCCCGCACCCACACCCACACCCGGCACACCCUCCAUCGCAACCAUACAGAUCUCGCAACAACUCAACGUCGAGUAAUCAAAGCGUGUCCCCUGGCCACCUCACUAAACGAUGGAACUCCACAGGGGACUUCAAUGCACAAGGCCUCAUAUCCACUACGAGAUUUACUACUACAAAGUCGUUGCUAAAUUUGUAUUCUAAGUCGUCACAAAACGGGUCUAUAUUGAAGCACGGUACACACACAUGUCAGUACAACGAGGAGGAUGGCACGAUGCGUAUGUACCUGCGAGGUCGGCCCGUCGUGUUGUACGAGCCUAGCGACCUGGAGAACCUGGACCCCGCGAAGGUGGCGCCCCCACCGCAGAACAAACUCAAGCUCGAAUGGGUUUAUGGUUACAGAGGCAAAGACUGUCGUAGUAAUCUCUAUUUAUUACCCACCGGUGAGAUGGUGUACUUCGUGGCGGCCGUGGUAGUGCUUUUCAACGUGGACGAGCAGUGUCAGCGCCAUUACACGGGCCACACGGAUGACGUCAAGUGUCUGGCGGUCCACCCCAACAAACUGAUCAUAGCCAGUGGUCAAUGCGCCGGCCAUGAUAGGCUGGACGCCAGGCCCCACGUGCGGGUGUGGAACAGCGUGUCGCUGGCCACGCUGGCGGUGAUCGGCGCCGGACAGAUGGAGCGGGCGGUGGCGUGCGUCACGUUCUCGCGGGCGGACGGCGGGUCGCUGCUGGCCUGCGUGGACGACGGGCCCGACCACAACAUAUCCGUGUGGGAGUGGCAGAGGCCGGACAAGGGACACUGUCUGGCCGAGACUAAGUGUUCCGUGGAUACAGUAGUGGCUGCGGAGUUCCACCCUCUAGACCGCAACCAAAUAGUGACGUGCGGCAAAAACAACAUCGCCUUCUGGACCUUGGACCAGACCAACGUACUGUACAAGAGACUCGGAGUAUUCGACUCGCGAGACAAGCCAAAGUAUGUCACCUGCUUAGGGUUCAAUCAAGACGGUGACGUUCUGUCCGGGGACUCGAACGGCAACAUAAUAGUGUGGGGCCGCGGCACCAACACCAUCGCCAAGUUGGUGCGCGGCGUGCACUCCGGCGCCGUGUUCGCCGUGUGCCCGCUCAAGGACGGCCGCCUGCUCACGGCCGGCGGCAAGGACGGCCGGAUCGUGGCCUUCGAUGCGGACAUGAACGCCACCGGGGUCGAGGCCGUCAUCGAGGGCCACUACGGCGGCGUGCGCGCCGUGAGCGAGGGCCGCGGCAGCCAGGUGCUGGUGGGCACCACCCGCAACUGCAUCUUGCACGGGGACCUCGAGCUGGGCUUCACGCCCGCCGUGCUCGGGCACGUGGACGAAGUGUGGGGCUUGGCGGCCCAUCCCACGUUGAACCAGUUCGCCACCGCGGGGUGGGACAGGCUGCUGCAGCUCUGGGACGGACUCAGUCACUGCACUGUCUGGAGCAAGGACAUCGAGGAGCGCGCCCAGUGCUGCGCGUGGUCGGCGGACGGCGGCGUGCUGGCGGUGGGCACGCUCACGGGCGCCUGGCUCGUGUUCCAUCCGCACUCAAGGGAGCUGCUGGCCCACCACCAGGACGGUACAGAGCCGAUCCAGACGAUCCAAUACUCGCCCGACAACAACAUGGUGGCGAUCGGGUCCCGCGACAACUUCAUAUACGUGUACCGAGUGGAGGGGGAGGGCGCCCGGUACAGCCGCGUCGGGAAAUGUCUGGGUCACUCUAGCUUCAUCACACACCUCGAUUGGUCUGAAGAUAGUCAAUAUAUAAGAAGCAACUCUGGAGAUUACGAGCUGUUAUUCUGGAACGCGACGACAUGUCGCCAGGUGUCGUCCCCGUCCAGCGUGAGGGACGUGGCGUGGGCCACCAACUACUGCCCCAUCACCGCCACCACCGUGGGCGUGUGGCCCGACGGGGCCGACGGGACGGACAUCAACUCCUGCACCAGAUCGCACGACGGUCGCCUCGCAGCUACCGGAGACGAUUUCGGCAAAGUCAAACUUUACGCUUACCCUGUCACACAACCCAAGUCGCUGUGCCACCAGUACGGCGGGCACUCGUCGCACGUCACGUGCGUGCGCUUCCUCAGCGACGGCGCGCGCCUGCUCAGCGCCGGCGGCGCCGACACCGCGCUCAUGCAGUGGGCGCUCGACUGAACGCCACACUGCACUGCACUACACUACACUGCACUGCACUACACUAUCAAUAGGGUAAUUGACACUUU